Messenger RNA from Trichophyton rubrum CBS 118892, 984 nucleotides. RefSeq lists its product as uncharacterized. The transcript is spliced from 4 exons. The record is from RefSeq and is a predicted model, not a curated record. Lineage: Eukaryota; Fungi; Ascomycota; Eurotiomycetes; Onygenales; Arthrodermataceae. The coding region runs from base 1 to 984 and encodes 327 amino acids. Gene Ontology annotation, cellular component: membrane. Gene Ontology annotation, molecular function: ABC-type transporter activity.
AUGUCGCUUGCCGCGCAGGAGUGGGAAGAUUCAGAAGAGUCUUCGAAUGUGAAUCUCGAGAUAUCCAGGCUGACUACCUUGUCCGAAAAAGAAGAGAACAUCACACUUUCGGCUAACCAGUUACAACAUGUUAACAUCGUAUCAACCAUCGUCACGUUGCUUCAUCGGUCUUUUAUUAAGGGCUGCCGUGACGUUGUUGCAUACGGCAUUCGAGUUGCAAUGUAUCUUGGCCUGGCUAUCAUGGAGGGUACUGUCUGGCUGCGGCUUGGGACUGGCCAGGAAAAUAUUCAGCCAUACAUUAAUGCUCUGUUCUUUUGCUCCGCUUUCAUGUCAUUCAUGGCGGUUGCAUAUGUGCCUUCGUUCCUUGAAGACCGCGCAACGUUCAUCAAAGAGCGAGCCAAUGGUCUCUAUGGCGCAACUUCAUUCGUGAUAUCCAAUUUCCUCAUCGGAAUGCCAUUUUUAUUCAUGAUCACGAUAAUAUUCUCUGUUGUAGCUUACUGGCUUGUGAACUUCCGCUCGGGCGCAGACACCUUCUUCACACUGGUUAUGUGGCUCUUCCUCGACCUGCUUGCCGCUGAGUCCCUUGUCGUCAUGAUAGCGUCUCUAUUCCCUAAUUUUGUGGUUGCUUUGGCCCUCACAGCCUUCACAAACGGUAUCUGGAUGAGCGUUGGCGGCUUUAUGGUCGCCCCAGCAAUCCUGAACGUGUUCUGGAGAUAUGUCUUCCAUUAUAUAGACUACCAGACGUAUGUAUUCCAAGGGAUGAUGGUGAACGAGUUUUCUGGCCGUGUCUUCGACUGCGGCAAGUCGUGUCAGUGCAUGUACGCCAGCGAGCUUGCGUCUCAGUGCCAGAUAUCAGGAAAGGGUAUUCUGAACUCAUUCGGAUAUGCCACCGACAAGCAGUCACAAUGGGCAGGAAUCCUCAUUUCUAUCACUGCAGUGUAUCGGAUCCUGGGAUGGAUCGUCCUGUACAUGAAGAAGACUUGA